AUGGAACGCAUUAACAGUAGCCUGCACAGAAUCAUGGCACAGUUAAACGUAUUAAAGAUCUUAGCAUUUGUAUUGACGUUAUCGUUAAUUGCACAUUGCGCUGAUGAGAUUUUGGUCGGCUGUGGCGGGUUUGUGAAAUCAGAUGUUGAGAUCGAUUAUUCACUGGUCGAGAUUAAGCUGUACACUAAACAAGGCUCCCUGAAGUACCAGACGGACUGUGCCCCCAUCAAUGGCUAUUUUAUGAUCCCGCUUUAUGACAAGGGUGACUUUGUCCUCAAAAUAGAACCACCUCAGGGAUGGAGCUUUGAGCCAAUCACUGUGGACCUUCAUGUAGAUGGUCUUACUGAUGUCUGCACCAAGGAGCAGGACAUUAACUUUUUCUUCACUGGAUUUUCUGUGAUAGGAAAGGUGCUAAGUAAAGGUCAUGAGGAAGGUCCAGCAGGAGUUGAGGUCAGCCUCAGGAAUGCCGAAAAGGAUGAAACAUUUCAGACUGUGUUUACACAGCCAGCAGGACAGUACACUUUUACAAAAGUACUUCCUGGAAAUUAUGACAUCAGGGCAGUUCAUGCAUCGUGGACCCUGGAGAAGAGCUCAACCUCUGUGGUGGUAUCGAAUGCGAAUGCUCCAGCUGUAGCUCCGCUGGUGGUUAAAGGCUAUGACGUCUCUGGUGAGGUGCAGAGUGAUGGUGAACCUAUGAAGGAGGUUAACUUUCUUCUCUACUCCGCUACCAUUCCAGGAGAGGAAAUUAGUGGAUGUAGUACAGCUCCUAUAGAUGGAGCCAUGUUGGGUGACUCGUCAUUGGUGUAUCUAUGUAGUGCACAGUCCCGUGAGGAUGGCAUCUUCUCUUUUCCCUCUCUGCCCAGUGGAAAAUACACCGUGGUUCCGUAUUACAGAGGAGAAAGAAUCACUUUUGACGUUGCUCCAUCCCGGCUAGAUUUUCAAGUCGAGCACAAUAGUUUGAAGUUAGAGCCAAUUUUCAGAGUGAUGGGUUUCUCUGUAAUGGGUCGCGUGUUGAACAGCCCUAAUGGCGAGGGAGUGGCAGAGGCCAUCGUCACUCUUAAUAACCAGAUUAAAGUCACAACUAAAGAAGACGGUUCAUUCCGACUGGAGAACAUGACCACUGGCACCUACACCAUCAACACCCAGAAGGAGCUCAUGUUUUUUGAACCAGUUACAGUAAAGAUCGCACCCAGCACCCCUCAGCUCCCGGAUAUUAUCACAGCAGGGUUCAGCAUAUGUGGUCAGAUCUUCCUUGCCCGUCUCCCAGAAGGCAUAAAGCACCUAGGCCGCUACAAAGUUACGCUUUCCAGCCAAGAACGCAGCCAGGGUGUGUUGCGUGCGAUUGAGAGUGACCACCAGGGAGCGUUCUGUUUUCAAGCCAAACCAGGAGACUAUAGUAUUCAGGUGACCUUACCAGAAGCAGAGAUCAAGGCUGGACUUGCUUUGCAGCCUCAAUCACUUGAUAUCUCCUUGGUUGAUCGCCCAAUCAGUGACCUGCUAUUUACACAAUUCAUCGCAUCUGUCUCUGGCACUGUCUCAUGUCUGGCUGCAUGUGGGGAUCUGACAGUAACUCUUCAGCCUGUAAGCAGACAGGGAGAAAGACAAAACGUCCUGCUUUCUGGCAGCAGUGAAAUCCUCAGCUUCACCUUUAAUAAUGUCCUGCCUGGAAAAUACAAAGUGGCUAUCAGUCAUGAGGAGUGGUGCUGGAAGCAAAAGUCAGUGGAGGUGGAAGUGCUGGACUCCAAUGUGGAAGGAGUAGAGUUCAGACAGACUGGCUACAUGCUGCGCUGCUCUCUGUCCCAUGCCAUCACUCUGGAAUUCUUCCAAGAUGGCAGCAAACCUGAGAACGUUGGAGUUUACAAUCUCUCGAAGGGAGUCAAUCGCUUCUGCCUGUCUAAACCAGGUGUGUACAAAGUGACUCCACGCUCCUGCCAUCAGUUUGAACAGGAUUACUACACUUACAGCACGUCUGCCCCCAGUAUUUUAACCCUUACUGCUGUCAGGCAUCACAUGACCGGCCUUAUUACCACAGACAAAAUGCUGGACGUCACAGUUACCAUCAAGUCCUCCAUCGAGAGUGAGCCAGCACUGGUUCUUGGACCCUUGCAGUCAGCCGAGGAGCAGCGGCGUGAGCAGCAGCUGCUGGAGAUUGCAGCUCGCAGGAAAGAAAGGGAGGAGAAAGGAGGAGAUGAUAAAGGCCCACCAGUUGAGGAGAAACCAGAAGAGCUUCAUGAACCGUUCCACUACGAGUUCUCUUACUGGGCACGGGCUGGUGAAAAGAUUAUAGUCACUCCUUCCUCCAAAGAGCUUCUGUUUUACCCAUCAGAAGUAGAAGCCACCAUUACAGGAGAGAGCUGUCCAGGACAGAUGGUGGAGAUCAAGGGUCGAGCCGGGCUCUUUCUGCAGGGCCAAGUGACUCCGGAAUUGGAGGGUGUGGAGAUCUCAAUUAAGCAGAACGAUGCCACAGAACCUUUUCUCACUGUCCUCACUGAUGAAAGUGGAAUGUACAGUGUGGGACCUCUGCACAGUGACUUGAAGUAUGAUAUUAGUGCCAGCAAAGAGGGAUUUGUUCUAACUCCGGUUGAGGGCAAACCAGAAGAUUUUAAGGCCUUUGCCCUGGCAGGCGUCACUUUUGAGAUCAAGUCAGAGGAUGGCCAACCUCUCUCUGGAGUGCUUCUCUCUCUAAGUGGUGGAAACUUCCGCUCUAAUCUGCUCACACAGGACACAGGCCUGCUCACCUUCAAUAACCUGAGUCCUGGGCAGUACUACUUUAAACCCAUGAUGAAGGAGUUUCGCUUUGAGCCCUCUGCACAGAUGAUCACAGUAGAGGAAGGCCAGAGUCUCCGUAUUCCCAUCAUUGGCUUUAAAACUGCAUACAGUUGCUAUGGCAUGGUGCAGUCUCUGAGCGGUGAUGCUGAGCAGGGGGUGGCUGUGGAGGCAGUGGGGCGGGGAGAGUGCAGCAUGUACAGCGAGGAUACAGUGACAGACGAGGCAGGCCGCUUUAGACUCCGAGGCCUCCUGCCUGGAUGCACUUACGUCAUUCAACUGAGAGGAGAGGGUAAUGACCACAUUGAGAGAGCACUUCCUCAGCACAAAACUAUAGAGGUUGGUAGCAGUGACAUAGAGGGUGUCAACAUCAUCGCCUUCAGACAGAUCAAUCAGUUUGACCUAAGUGGCAACAUCAUUACUUUACCUGAGCAUUUACCAACCCUAUGGGUUAAGCUUUAUAAAAGUGACAACCUCGACAGUCCGUUCCAAAGUGUGCCCUUAGGCCAAUCGCUUUUCUUCCAUUUCUCCACCCUCCCGCGUGAUGGAGAGAGUUACGUGUUGAUGUUGGACACCACUCUCCCUCGCUCCCAGUACGACUUCAAACUCCCUCAGGUCUCCUUCACGUCCUCAGGCUACCAUAAACACGUCACGCUCACAUUUAACCCAAAUAGAAAACUUCCAGAUCAGGAAGUUGCUCAAGGAUCCUACAUUGCGCUGCCUUUUACUUUGUUGUUGUUACUGAUGGUGUAUAACCACGAAAGGGUGAUCCCACUCUUCCUGCGGCUACUCAGCCGCAUUCAGGGUGUCCGCAGCCUGGCACAGUCUAACAACGAAGUGCAGGCUGUCGACGAUGCCAAGCGGCAGCCCAAAAGACCCAAGACACGACGCACAUGAGAUGCUAGGGCCACUCCCACCACUACAUUCAGAAAUUAAUAUGAUUUUUUUUCUUGCCAACACAUAAGACAUUCUCUUAAAAACUGAGAAGUUUUGUAACACUUUAAUAAAGUGUUUCUUGGUAUUAUGACAUCUGGUGCUAUGGAUAAGAUGCAGAGGCCAAAGGGAUUCAGACCCAUCACAUCCAUCCCCAACAUGGACUUCAAUUACAGUGCUGGUUAAACAGAUUGAUGUACAUGUGAUUGAUUUGUCUCUGAUCCCUGGUACAUGUGAAAAUGGCUUAGCAAUCGUGUGUAUUUAUGUGUGAAUGUGGAUACUCAGGGUGGACUGUGGAUCUGAACUAAUGAUGUGUUUUUAUUAUUUGGUAGAAUCUAAGGCUAAUAACUGACCCUAGUAAUUGAUCUUAAAUAAAUAGAGUAUUUAUUAACAAGUAAAAUUUGUAAAAUAUAGCUGUAUAGCUGGCCAAACUGAGUUAAGCUAGAAGUAAGCAUUAUUUCAUUUUGAUUAUGCUUUAUAAUUUUAGUUUCUUCCAUUUGAAUUUUUUUUGGCAUUUUGUCUUAACAAAUGUUAAUAUGCACUGACAAACUCGUUGAAGUGUUUUCUUAGGAGGUUAUAUUGAUAUUAUUGAUUAUAUAAAUUUUUGUGUGAAUACAAAGUUUUAUAUCAUGAAAUAUGCCUCAAAUUUUACAUAUGAUCCCAUGUGUGUUUUUUCUCAAACGCCUGUAGUAGCUACUGAUAAAUUACUGUUUGUAAUGUAAUUCUGAUCCAGUUAGUCCUUAGGCAACAAUCCCAUUUCAUUAAUGGCUAUUCUGAAUCAGCAGAAAGAAAAAUGAACAAUAAAGUUACAAAUCUUAA
Messenger RNA from Trichomycterus rosablanca, 4518 nucleotides. RefSeq names its product nodal modulator (gene nomo). The record is from RefSeq and is a predicted model, not a curated record. Gene Ontology annotation, cellular component: endoplasmic reticulum membrane. The transcript has 32 exons. Gene Ontology annotation, molecular function: carbohydrate binding. Lineage: Eukaryota; Metazoa; Chordata; Actinopteri; Siluriformes; Trichomycteridae. The coding region runs from base 1 to 3663 and encodes 1220 amino acids.